CUGCGAAGCUGGGAGUUGGUCGAAGUGCUGCUGCUGCUUCUGCUGUUGCUGCAGCAACCUUCGGGACAGGACGCUGACUUGGCGUACGGGGCUUCGUCAUAGGCUCACACUCUCGCUUUCUUUCGACACGCGAGCUCGGCUGCGCACUGUGCUGUGUGGGAAUUGCGAUCCUUGAAGACACGAGGCGCCUCCACGACCUUCACCGCGACGCAUGUGGUCGGGUGGUUUCCCGCUACUCCCUGCAGGUCUUUCUGGGACUGAAUCGGCGCAUUGCGUGGUAGAGGGGCGUCGAGGAGGAGCGUUGAGGUACCCGGGUUGGGUUUACUCUCGGGGUGCACUGCUUUGGGCUCUACAUUCUUGAGGAAAUUCUGAAGCUCUUUUCCACUGCUCUAGUUCGAGUGAUGGCUUUAGCCAUGACUGCCCUUAUUGCGCUUCCUUCGCUGCAGGGCAUCACGCGGGCUUCCUUCCCUUCCCUGGAUUCGUCUGUGUCCUUGAGACAACCUGACUCGUGCGCUUCUAGGGUCAUAGCCAUAUUUGGCUUUGGAAAAAACCCAUGUAUUUCAGGAAAAUCUCACGUAUCUCCUCUACGAUCUUCUUCGGCUUCUUCUCCAGCCUUUGGAGGCGAUGAACCGAAUACAAAUCUAGGAGGCGGAAAUGGGGCUGGGCUUAAUGGAGGAGGUGGCUCUGGCGGUGGUGGUGGCGGUGACUCACAUGGGAAGGAUGAGAGUAACAGCGGAUCUCCUGGUGGAAUUUUCGGUGGUUUAUGGGAAGGAUGGAAUGACAGGAUUCGCGCUGAUCCCCAAUUUCCCUUCAAGGUGUUGAUGGAGCAGAUUGUUGGGGUGGGAGCAUGUGUGCUGGGUGACAUGGCUACCAGGCCCAACUUUGGACUGAACGAGCUUGACUUUGUCUUUUGCACACUUGUGGUGGGCUCUAUCCUGAACUUCGCGUUGAUGUAUAUGCUAGCCCCCACAAGCGCUAUUGGAGCAGUAGCCACCCGUCUCCCAGGAAUUUUCGCCAGCUGUCCAGCUGGUCACAUGUUCGAGGCUGGAAACUAUUCGUUACUCGAUCGUGCGGGUACCUUUAUAUACAAAGGUGGACAGUUUGCAGUGGUUGGGUUUGCUGCAGGUCUUGUGGGUACUGUCAUCUCUAACACCUUAAUAAUGAUAAGGAAGAAGAUGGAUCCCAAUUUUGUUGUCCAAAACGAAGCCCCGCCAACACUUCUGAACGCUUUGACUUGGGCUCUUCACAUGGGCUUGAGUAGCAACUCUCGGUAUCAGUCCUUGAACGGCUUGGAGUUUGUCCUUGUAGACAAGCUACCCCCAUCAGUGUUCAAAACUGGUGUGUUGGUAGUUCGCGCUUUGAACAAUGUGGUUGGUGGCUCUUCUUUUGUAGCACUCGCCCGCAUUACCGGCUCCCAGAAAUCUGGCUCGUCUUUCAGUUCUUCAGUAGAGGAGAAAUUAGAUGCUGCAGAAGAGAAAUUGUUGGAAGCCGUGGAUGGAACCGUUGGAAGUCGUGGAUGAAGAGGCAAGUAGACAACGACUCCCAUCGUUAGUCUGCUUGUAGGCUACUGGAUAUCAGCACACUUUGGACCUCCCAGUUUUGCCCAAGUUUUUGAUAUUAUCAGUGAGCGACGAGAGGUGAAGUCUGGGCAAUUGACUUGACCUUCCACGUGUAGCUACUCUUACGCUUCCAGCUUUCAGGUUUGCAGUCUUUGUGACUGCUGUAUGAUAGAUCUGAUGAAGCUUAGGAUUGUCGCUGUGUUAACAUCCAGAGCUCGUCUUUUGAGGUUGCGGAAUGUUGCAGCUGAGCUUGCAUCUUCCUGUCUGGGUCAAACGAGGACAAGUCAUGGACCUCUUUUUCCAGAAUACUGGUGCAGAUUUUAGACCUUACCAAAGGUUUUGGAAUGCCUUGGCAUGCUUUUCUGCUUUUUUAAUUUAAAACUGUCGACUGCUUAGUUUGUGCCGCACGGCUGAUUAA
Molecule: messenger RNA, 1977 nt
Organism: Physcomitrium patens
Lineage: Eukaryota; Viridiplantae; Streptophyta; Bryopsida; Funariales; Funariaceae
Source: RefSeq, a predicted model, not a curated record